Molecule: messenger RNA, 1278 nt
Organism: Striga asiatica
Lineage: Eukaryota; Viridiplantae; Streptophyta; Magnoliopsida; Lamiales; Orobanchaceae
Source: the annotation of a GenBank genome assembly
AUGUCGGCGAUCCCUGAAGAAGAAUUGAAUCCAGGCCCGGACCCUAACGGCGUCGCCGCUAAGUCGGCCAUGUCCGUCCGUCCUAGCGCUUCUUCUGAGAACCCCGAUGUUGGAAUGUUGACAGAAAAUCAUCCCCCGGGGACAGAAGAGGAAUUCCCGGCUUUGAAUAAAGGAACGGUUCCUCCGCUGGUCAAUGGUCGUUACUCAAAACGUAGGCGCCCUCCAGAUUCUGGGUCUUCGGGUGGAGAGAAGGAGACCCCCGGUGAGAAAACAAGUUCGCCUACUCAAACCGCAGGGCACCAACAACCAAUGGCCACCCCUAAACCCUUAAGUUUUCGGGAUAUGGUAAGUAAAACCGGACCUCAUGUGAUCGUUGAACCUGAGCCGGAGGAGAAGGCAGGGAUUGAUGAGGACAUAUCGGUGGACUUCACGAGUUCGGUGGCCGACGUUCGUAUUAAGACGAGGUUUUACGAUCUAAUAGCUAAUGAUUGGAAGGAUGUUGUGGUGGUUAAACCCAUGGAUACUUCUCUAUCCCACGCGGGGGAGGGAGCGUUAUAUGGGCCGUGGAUGCAAGUGCCUCAGAGAGCUAGGAAAUCAAUGGGUUGUCGGGAACACAAUGUAAUGGAUGGGGGGCCAGCCCCAUAUAAUUAUGCCAAUAGGUUUCACUCGCUGAACUCGUCAGAGGACGUUAACACAGGAACUGAUGUUAGUCUUGGGACGGGCGUGGAUAGUGGAGAUCACCGAUUGAAGGGGACUACGCCUAGUGUGGAGCCGAAGGAAUGGCGCCGUGCAGGGGGGUCUAAGGGUAAGACUAACGCACAUGGUCGUUCACAGACGGCAACCCGGAAUUUGGCAGAGGGGGUGUUCAAGGCUACACCAAUGGACAAGGGCAAGGGGGUGGAUGGAGGCUUUGAAAAAGGCGACCGGGGACAUGUGGUAGAUCGGAGUGAAUCUUCUCGGAUCGGGACUGAGGGUCGGGAGAAGCGUGCAUCAGUUUCAAUUCCAUCAAGCAUCUCGGUUGGUUCCGGCUUGGACACUAAUAAACAUCGAGUGGUUCAGAUAGUUGAUGAUCAUCCUAUGGAGUUUAGUCAGGAGCUUGUCGAAGGGCCGGUGGAGGAGCUAGAUGACAUGUUGGAAGACAAUGUGUCUACGCCCGCCGGCAGACCGAGGCCAUGGCCUGAGGAGGUUGACCUGCAGAGGAGGGGGUUGGUGCCACCGUCAGGAUUUGAUGACGAAGAUAUGCACACCAUGGCCAUGGAGGGCCAGGAACGGUCCUGA